GAAAGAAAAGAAUAUAUUAUUCCAGACUUAAUAGAUGAUAUAAAGAAAUCCAAUAAUUAAUAUUCUAAUAAUCAAUUAAUUAUGAAACUCUCUCUGUCAUAUCGCCUAAGGAGCUCUGUUUUUAUCAGAAUGGCCAACCUGAGGCUGACUGUAUCACUGAAAUUCAUGUUUCAGCUACAGAUCGUCCCCGAGAUCGAAUAUAACUUAUGACUUUCUUGUAUUUUUCAGUGUGGUAUCUCUAAGGUUUGCAGAAGAUGACUUUCUAUGCUGGUUUGUUUAUGGGCAUUGUCCUCGGCGUUGGAUUGAUAGUCUCUUUCGCUCGUUAUGAAAAAACCCGAUCCAAGCGUCGUUCCGAUCUGGCAAAGACGGUGGCAGCAUUCGCAAGAAUGACGGUCCAAGACUCGAGAAAGAUUUUUCCGGCUGAGUUUUAUCCAACUUGGGUCGUAUUUUCGCAGCGACAGAAGUUAACUUGGCUUAAUCUCCAACUUGACAAGAUUUGGCCAUUUGUUGAUGAGGCAGCAUCAGAGCUGAUAAGAAACAAUGUGGAGCCAAUUCUUGAGCAAUAUAGACCAGCGGUCUUAGCUUCCCUCAAGUUCUCCAAGCUAACACUCGGCACUGUGGCUCCUCAAUUUACAGGAGUUUCCGUUAUUGAAAGUGAAAGUGAUAGUCACGGAGUCACUUUGGAGUUGGAGAUGCAGUGGGAUGGUAACCCAAAUAUUACACUUGAUAUAAAAACCAGAGUUGGUGUUGCACUGCCUGUCCAGGUAAAAAAUAUUGGAUUCACUGGGGUUUUCGGGUUAAUCUUCAAACCGCUUGUUGAUGAGUUUCCUUGUUUUGGAGCUGUUAGUUAUUCACUGAGAGAAAAGAAAAAGCUGGAUUUUACUCUUAAAAUUGUUGGUGGUGAUGUAUCAACAAUCCCAGGGAUUUCUGAUGCUAUUGAGGAAACAAUACGGGAUGCUGUUGAAGAUUCUAUCACAUGGCCGGUUCGGAAAAUAGUACCCAUAUUGCCUGGGGAUUAUAGCAACCUAGAGUUGAAGCCUGCUGGAACAUUACAAGUGAAGCUAGUGCAAGCAAAGGACUUGACAAAUAAAGAUGUCAUUGGGAAAUCCGAUCCUUAUGUGGUCUUAUUCAUACGCCCAUUACGUGACAAAAUGAAAACCAGCAAAAUAAUUAAUAAUCAAUUGAAUCCAGUCUGGAACGAGCACUUUGAGUUCAUUGUUGAGGAUGAAUCAACACAACACUUGACUGUAAGAGUUUUUGAUGAUGAAGGGAUUCAGGCUUCCGAACUCCUUGGUUGUGCUCAAGUGCGACUGAAGGACCUUCGGCCUGGUAAAGUGAAGGAUGUGUGGUUGCCACUGGUGAAGGAUUUGGAGGUUCAAAGAGACACUAAACAUAGGGGCCAGGUGCACUUGGAACUCUUUUACUGUCCAUUUGGCAUGGAAAGUAUCUUUAAAAACCCUUUUGACCCUGAAAGCUCCUUGACCUAUUUGGAGAAGAAGGCUCUUAAGAGGGGAGCUGAUGAAACAGAGGUUGGCGAUCUUGGAAAAACUGCAGCGCAGAAGAAGAGCAAUGUCAUUGUGAGAGGAGUGUUGUCUGUGACAGUAGUAGCUGCUGAAGACUUGCCAAUUGUGGAUUUAAUGGGAAAGGCAGACCCCUUUGUCGUCCUCAUUAUGAAAAAAUCUGAAACAAAAGCCAAGACUCGGGUUCUAAACAACAACUUAAAUCCAGUCUGGAAUCAAACAUUUGACUUUCUUGUGGAGGACGCGUUACAUGAUAUGUUAAUUGCGGAAGUUUGGGACCACGACACUUUUGGGAAGGAGAAAAUAGGAAGAGUCAUCAUGACACUCACUAGGGUCAUAUUAGAAGGGGAGUUCCAGGAUAGUUUUCCCCUAGAAGGUGCUAAAUCAGGAAAGCUUAAUUUACAUCUCAAGUGGACACCAGAUAAUAUACUCCGGGAUUCUUAAUCCAUGUAAUAUCGCAGGCGUCUGAUUUGGCUUGAAAUUACAAUGCGUUUUCUUCCUUUAUCCAUACAAAAUGGCCCUGUGUUUUUUUUUUUUGGUUUUUUGUGUAAAACUGUAAAGAAAUCCAAAGCAAACAUAUAAGAUUUUCAGUCAGUUUGUAA
This is a messenger RNA of Carya illinoinensis, 2122 nucleotides long. RefSeq names its product synaptotagmin-4-like. The record is from RefSeq and is a predicted model, not a curated record. Lineage: Eukaryota; Viridiplantae; Streptophyta; Magnoliopsida; Fagales; Juglandaceae. Gene Ontology annotation, molecular function: lipid binding. The transcript is spliced from 13 exons. The coding region runs from base 255 to 1964 and encodes 569 amino acids. Gene Ontology annotation, cellular component: endoplasmic reticulum.